Melanaphis sacchari is the source of this 1608-nucleotide messenger RNA. RefSeq names its product piggyBac transposable element-derived protein 4-like. The transcript has 3 exons. Lineage: Eukaryota; Metazoa; Arthropoda; Insecta; Hemiptera; Aphididae. Bases 1 to 1608 code for a protein of 535 amino acids. The record is from RefSeq and is a predicted model, not a curated record.
AUGGAUUCCGAUGAAAUUUUAUCAGCACUUGAAACCGAAUUUGAAGAUUCUGGAAGUGAUUUUAUUCCUAGUGAUUUAUCUGAUUCUUCUGAUGAAUCAAUAGAAGAUGUUAUUGAAAAUAGUCAAUUUGACUUUGAAGAUGAUAUUGAAGAAAAUUCAAAUAACGAACAGACUACGGAAAUGCAAACUGAUCACUGGUUUUAUGUUUCAAAUGUACAUCAACCAACAUUCCCAUACAUUGGUAACGAUCGAAAUAUUUGUAAUCUUGGUCCAGACAGUAAGCCGAUCGAUUUUUUUUAUCUAUUUUUAAAUAAUGAUGUUAUAGAAAUGAUUGUGCGAGAAACAAAUAGACAAGCCAAAAAAUAUAAAAGAGAUUGGGUGGCUACUGACCAUUUAGAGAUAAAGAAAAUGUUGACCAUAGUCAUGUAUACAGGACUAGUCACUUAUCCAAAAUUAAGUGAUUACUGGUGUCGAAAAUUGCUAUAUAAAAACUCUUACAUUCCUUUACUGAUGCCUCGAAAUCGUUUUCAACUUUUGUUGCGAUUCUUUCAUUUAGCUAAUAAUGAUGACAUUUUGGAUCAUGAUCGAUUAGGCAAAAUUAGACCUUUAGUAGAUAUGUUGAUGAAAACGUACAGUGAUUCUAAGAUUCCUGGUGAGAAUGUAGUUAUAGACGAAUCCAUGAUACCUUUUCGAGGCAGGUUGAUUUUCAGACAGUACUUACCUAAUAAAUCAUCAAAGUAUGGAAUAAAAUUAUACAAAUUAUGUGACUCUAUAGGGUAUACAUAUAAAAUAAUUGUAUAUAGUGGAAAAGAUUCUAAUUUAUCUCUUCAGACAAACUUUCCUGCUGCAGGAAAAGUUGUUAUGGAAUUAAUGGAUGGAUAUUUAAAUGAAGGCAGGACUUUAAUAGUUGAUAAUUUUUAUACUAGCUUAAAAUUGGCACAUACAUUACUCCAAAACAAUACCCAUAUGGUAGGUACACUACGAAAAAAUGCCAGAGAAUUGCCAAAAGACGUGAUGAAUGCAAAAAUUAAAAAGGGAGAAAUAAAAGGAAAAGUAAAUAGCAAAGGUGUUGUAGCAAGUGUCUGGAAGGAUAAAAGAGAAGUAAGGAUGAUUUCUACUAAACAUGGUAUUAAUAUAUUGGAAACAGGGAAAAAAAAUAGGAAAGGUGAACCCAUAAAAAAACCAGAAAGUAUAAUAUUUUAUAACAAACAUAAACAAGGCAUCGACGUCUCCGAUCAAAUGACCAGCUACUUUUCUCCUUUCAGAAAAACUAUUCGGUGGUACCACAAAGUAGCAUUUCAUUUGUUAUUAGGAACAUCAGUAAUUAAUGCAAUGAUACUACACAAACAAAUUACAGGUAAAAAAAAACAAAUUUCUGAAUUUAGAGAGGAAAUUAUUAUGGCUUUAGGAAAAGUUGAUGAUCAAAUUAUUUCUCCGAGGUCUAAUAAACAUAAGUUGGUUGAAAAUAAUCAGUAUAGGAAUAAUAGUAAUAAGAAAAAAAGGAGUAGAUGUGUUGGUUGCUAUGAACGAUUAAGAAAAGAGUUAGGAAGAAAUGAGGCACAAAAAAAAUGUAAACAAGCCAUGGCAGCCGACAGCCGUGAUCUGUAG